UCACAUGAAACCAAUUUACCUUGAAAAAGACGAAGAAAAAUCUUGCGUCUUCUCACUGAUUUCAUGUAAAAUCCAACGACUUACAGCGAAUGUUUAGCGAUCAUCCUCAGGGUUGAAGCAACGUACCCCUACUCUUCCUAAUCAAAGUGAUCAAAUUCUUCCCUCUGGACGCACUUUCAUCGUUUUCAGACCAAAUCUCUACCACUCGCGGCAAAAAUCAUGAUCACAACGCAAAGAAGUGCUACAGGAGGAGGGGGAUUGCAGAGCCCUAGAUCCCCAUCUUCUCAACCUCCGUAUCUAACUGUAUCUGUCACUGAUCCUGCUAAAAUGGGGAACGGUGUUCAAGCUUACAUAUCCUAUAAGGUCAUCACCAAGACAAAUUUCCCGGAUUAUCAGGGUCCAGAAAAGAUUGUCAUUAGACGUUACACUGAUUUUGUAUGGUUGCGCGACCGUCUCUUUGAGAAGUACAAGGGUAUCUUCAUUCCUCCACUUCCAGAGAAGAGCACUGUAGAGAAGUUUAGAUUCAGUGCUGAGUUCAUUGAGAUGAGGCGUCAAGCAUUGGAUACAUUUGUCAAUAGGAUUGCGAUGCAUCAUGAACUUCAGCAAAGUGAGGAUCUGCGAACCUUUUUGCAGGCUGAUGAACUGACAAUGGAAAGAGCAAGGUCACAAGAUACCGGAAUCUUCAAGAGGAAGCCGUCGGAUUUGAUGCAGAUAUUCAGGGAUGUCCAAUCUAAAGUGAGUGAUGUAGUUCUUGGGAAAGAAAAGCCAGUGGAAGAAACAAAUCCAGAGUAUGAGAAAUUGAAACGCUAUAUAUUUGAGCUUGAAGAUCACUUAGCUGAAGCCCAGAAGCAUGCAUAUCGUCUAGUAAAGAGACAUAGAGAGUUGGGGCAAUCUCUAGCAGAUUUUGGGAAGGCAAUCAAGCUCCUUGGUGCUUGUGAAGGAGAUGCUCUUGGGACUGCAUUCUCUGAGCUUGGAGCAAAAUCCGAGAUGCUAUCAAUCAAGCUACAAAGAGAAGCCCACCAUCUAUUAAUGAAUUUCGAAGAACCUCUGAAAGACUAUGUACGUGCUGUGCAAUCUAUCAAGGGGACAAUAGCAGAGAGGGCCAAUGCUUUUAGGCAGCAGGUUGAAUUGGCCGAGACGAUAAAGCUAAAGGAAAUUGAUCUCAACAAAUUCAGGCUAACUCGAUCGGAAAAGAUGUCAGAAGCGGAGCAUGAGUAUGAGGAGCUGAAAGCUGAUGGUGAGGAAGCAACCAAAAGAUUCGAGACGAUAGUGCGGCUAAUGAAUGAAGAAAUCGUGCGUUUCCAAGAUCAAAAAACACAAGAUAUGGGUCUGGCUUUCCAUGAAUUCGCAAAAGGGCAAGCACGUCUAGCAAAUGGUAUUGCUGACGCUUGGCGAAGUCUCCUUCCGAAACUUGAGGCUCUUUCUUCCUCAUAACCGAGCUUUAAACCCCAACACGUUCACCCAUCGAGAACGGUCUUUCCGUCGAGAUGACUGUUUUCUGUUUGCUUUCGUUGUCUGUAUUUUAACGUCCAACACAUUUGAAAUCUUCAUUUUAUUGGGUAGACUUUUUUGAAAAUUUUGCUGUUCAUUUUUCUAGAGAGAUGUAUUAGUAUUAGUAUCAGUAUCAACAUCAACAUCCAAUCUAAUUGUGUUGACAACUUUUUCUU
This is a messenger RNA of Cynara cardunculus var. scolymus (artichoke), 1667 nucleotides long. RefSeq names its product sorting nexin 1. The coding region runs from base 220 to 1434 and encodes 404 amino acids. Gene Ontology annotation, molecular function: phosphatidylinositol binding. Lineage: Eukaryota; Viridiplantae; Streptophyta; Magnoliopsida; Asterales; Asteraceae. The transcript has 11 exons. The record is from RefSeq and is a predicted model, not a curated record. Gene Ontology annotation, cellular component: endosome.